UCCCUUGCAUGGCUCGAUGAUAGCUCUUUAUCUGAUACUACUAUUGCUGGUUCUUAUCUUGACUGAACAGAGUUUCAACUAUAAUCCGGGACUUAGUUCUUAUCAGCCAACUCCCAACAUACCCGCCCCUCAUAUCGUACAUAUAGGACUGAUUGUCGAAAGAAAAGAGCGAGAAGAUUUGUACCCAGAUGUUGCAAAUUUGGCCAAAGAACACAUCAGAGAUCAGAAAAAUGUUCUGCUGAGGUGGACUGUUAUAGAGAUCAUUAACAGAACAAUCAGCAACUCACCUAGAGAGGCAGUUCAAGAAGUAUGCGAGCUGCUACAAAGAGGUGUGAGUGCCAUCAUAUUCCCUGGUCCAUCCCAUCUCGUCACUACAGUAGCUGACAUUGCUAACAGUUAUAACAUUCCUGUCAUUGCUCCCACCGCUACUGAUCCAUUCCUUAUUCAUCCCAUUUUCAGACCUUACCUCCUUCAGAUGCCUCCUACUGAUACUCAUCAAAGCGAGGCUAUUGCUGCAAUACUUGACAGAUAUGGCUGGAUAUAUUUCUCCAUUUUAACUAGCUACGACAGCUAUGGAAUCAAUGGGAUGCUGCGACUACAGCAGAUAGCAUCUGAUAAAAAGUGGAAGAUACUAAAUACCCAACACUUUGUUGUUCCCAAGGAUACUUCUCAGUUGAACGUUGAUAUUGAGUUGGACGUUAUUAAGAAAUCAGAAGCCCGAAUAAUAGUUCUCAACUGCCAGGCUGGAGCUGCCAACAGAGUUCUUAUAGCUGCUGAGAACAAAGGUUUAGUAGGGGACGGCUACAUGUGGAUUGUUACAGACGGAGUGGUUGGUAAUCAGGAUGAUCUGACCCAAGGAAGAUCUACUUGGAAGGAGUGGAAUGGUUUACUUGGAACUCUGCCAAGUUACAAAAAUGAGAACGAGGACGAUGAGCUAGAUAAGUACAUGAUCUUUAAAAAGUCUUACGAAGCCAAAUUCAACAACACCAGAAGAAUGAAGCAGUAUGAUCUGAACAAAAAUCCGUUUGCAGCUAUGGUUUACGAUUCAGUGUUCAUCUUCGCUUGGGCUCUUCAUAACUAUUUAAUCAGGGGAAAUGAAUUAAGAGAGGUGAAGAUAGUUUGCAUUAAUAAAAAGUGUAAAGAUGAGGCAGAACUUAAAGGAAAAGGUCCGCGAGCAAUCGAAAUAUGGGAAAAUGGUGAACAAUUCUUCAGAUAUCUGACUCAGGUUGAGUAUGAUGGAGCGAGCAGGAAUUACAAGUUCAACAGUUCUGGGGAAUCUUUGAAUCUCAAAUACUCAAUCAUGAACUUCAAAGAACAGAGACAGUUCUUCGAGGUGGGAGAGUUUGAACUAGAAGAAGGGAGUAUGAAGCAGCCUCGGAUCAAAGAGAAUGGAGAGAACAUCAUCUUCAUGGGAAAGGAUCCCCGCCAACAACCUGAAUAUCAACCAAUGACGCUACAGAAUCGAACUCUAAUUCUGGGAAUCAACAAGGAGUUCCCCUUCAUCUCAGAGAUGGUAGUGAACUGUUCUUACUGGAACUGCACUAAGAUUACACCACUUGACGGUGUGCUCUUGGAAGAAGACUGUACGGAGAUGGAAUAUCAAAUUUGUGCUCAUAAAGCGUGUGAUCUCCACAACAGUGCCUGCAACAUUAGUACACCAGAACAUGGUACUCUUCAUUGUCAGGGAAUAAAGUGCGAGCAGUGCAAUAACACAGAAAACUGUUUCCUCUGUGGCGCGGGAUGGCUGGAGAAGGUUGAGGACUGCACCGGUUGUGAGGGUAACGGCUGUUUCAACGGAUACUGCAUUGACCUUGUCAGAAAGAUUUCAGAGAAACUAAAGUUCAACUACAAGUUUGUGUUACCUCGAGAUAAUCGGUGGGGAGGCGUUAACCCGAACUAUACAACCGGAUGGGACGGCUUGGUACACGAUCUCUUAACAGGGUUUAUUGACAUUUCGACUGUCCACUUCUCUAUCAAUGCGGCACGAGAGAAAUCGAUUGAUUUUAGUGUUCCCUUCAUGCAAGUUGGACUGGCUGUAGUAGUCAAAGCAGAAGUGGACUCUUCGAACGAGUUUUUUUUCUUGCAACCUUUCGAUCCUAAUGUCUGGUACUGUGUGAUCCUAUCAGCGUUCCUUAUCACCAUUAUAGUGUGUGUUUACAACAAGGUAUCCCCCUACGGGUUAUACGGAAGGAAGAUGCACGCUCUCAUGACCUGUCCUUGCUCGGUGUGUAAUAGGGCCCGGGGAGAGGCUAAAAAUGGCAGGAAGAGUUUGAUAAGGUAUAACACGUAUCAAUGCUUGGUGGAAGAGGUUGAAAACUAUGGAGAAGACAGAUUAGAGCUACUGAACAUGAGUAACAGUGCGUGGCUGGUUAUCGCCUCCCUCCUCCAGCAGGGCCCAGUGGAGGGAGCUCCGUACUGCCUGUCGGGGAGGGCCAUCCUGUCUGUGUGGUGGUUCUUUAUGAUGAUCCUUAUUGCUAUGUACACGGCUAACUUAGCUGCCUUUCUUACAGUGACGAGGAUGAGAGUUGGAAUCAAUAGUGUUGAAGAUCUUCUUUAUCAAAACAAGCUAAAAUGGGGCACUGUCAAGUCCACUAGUCCUCAAACUCUACUCAACGGAAGUAACAAAGAUGAGUACAAAGCAAUCGCAGAAAAGCUGGAUAACGUAAAUAGUGCUGAUGAAGGAUUUGAACGGGUAAAAAAGGGUGACUAUGCGUUUAUCUACGAGAGUGCUUUAUUAGAGUUCAUGGUUCAAAGAACAUGUGAUCUAGUGAUAGCAGGCGAGAAGUUUAGUAAGUUCGGGUUUGCUUUUGGAUUUCCUCCAAACUCGCCCUAUUUAGACCUGUUUAACAAUGUAAUCCUGAAGUUUCGUGAGAGUAGUGAUCUAGAUACAGCUUGGGAGGAAAUAAAACAGUCCGGGGAAUCUAAACAAUGUGAAGGGAAAAGUAACAAAGACUCAAGUCAGUCCACCUCAAAACUAGAUAUGAACAAUCUGUCCGGCUUGUUCACAGUUAUAGCCCUAGGAAUUGUCACUAGCUUUCUCUUUCUCAUAGCGGAGUAUAUUUUUGCUUGCUUCGAGGAUGUUUACGGGAAUGAAUUUCGGGAUCAGAACGAGCGACCAAAGAACAUACUACAAGCGCUGAAACGUCGUCUCAAACUAACAUGGAGAGAUGUGUCAAACCACUGGUUUAUAUUCGAGAGUUUUAGGCAGCUGAACGAGGAUAAUAUGCAUACUACCACACCUUCACUUUGUAGUGAUAUAGAGGAUAUUACAGACAUUUAUAGAAAAGAGGGUGAAGCAAAGUAAACUCGCUGGUUUAAUGAACUGUGGCUGAUUGUGGUAUCAUAAUUUCACUGCAAGUGGCAUUAAUUUGUUCUGAUUGAAAAUGUUGAAAAUGUUUACUUUAGUUUUACUAUAAUCUUGUGACCCUGCAGGAUAUAUAUUGAUUUCUUUGAAUGAAAAGAUGUUGCGCUUUAUUUCUAAUCAUUGUUCUCAAAUAAUUUCUUAACAUACCUUUAACUGAAAUUCUUCUUAACUCCACUGACCGUUGUUUCUAUAGUUAGACUUAGUGUAGGCGAUGUAACAAUUAUCAUACCUUUUUUCGAAUUUCCUUCUACAUUCUUCUACAUUCUUCUGUAUUUCUAAAUUCCGACGAUCUUUGAUCAAAAUGAAGGCUCCACAAAGCUUCCCAAAUUGAGCACAAUGACAUAGCUGCUAACUAAUACUGGAACAGUUAGCGAGCCCACGAGGACUAAUGUAUUGAGAGAUGGACCUGUACGUGUGUGUGUCAUUGUAAUAUUGUACACUUAGCUAAUUACAGAAUAUAAACCACAUCUCGGAGUCUAGGGAUUGAAGCGUCUUUGUUUUGUUAAUGUUUUGUUUUAAGUGUAAAAUUUGCAAAAUAAAUCAAAUUUCGUGUUCCUGAUUGAGUAGAUUUAGUAAAAGAUGAGAUCAGUAUUGUAGAUAAUUUGAGAGUUAACCCG
Molecule: messenger RNA, 3981 nt
Organism: Bolinopsis microptera
Lineage: Eukaryota; Metazoa; Ctenophora; Tentaculata; Lobata; Bolinopsidae
Product: glutamate receptor ionotropic, NMDA 1-like
Exons: 27
Coding region: 17-3304 (1095 amino acids)
Biological process (GO): modulation of chemical synaptic transmission; synaptic transmission, glutamatergic
Cellular component (GO): plasma membrane; postsynaptic density membrane
Molecular function (GO): glutamate receptor activity; transmitter-gated monoatomic ion channel activity involved in regulation of postsynaptic membrane potential
Source: RefSeq, a predicted model, not a curated record